AUGUACCAGCAGCUGUCCUACAAACAGACCUACACACAGACCUACAGACAGGCCUACAGACAGACCUACAGACAGACCUACACACAGACCUACAGACAGGCCUACAGACAGGCCUACAGCACCCAUCACUGUGACAUGUACCAGCAGCUGUCCUACAGACAGACCUACAGACAGACCUACAGACAGACCUACAGACAGACCUACAGACAGGCCUACAGACAGACCUACAGACAGAUCUACAGACAGACCUACACACAGACCUACAGACAGGCCUACAGACAGGCCUACAGCACCCAUCACUGUGACAUGUACCAGCAGCUGUCCUACAGACAGACCUACAGACAGACCUACAGACAGACCUACAGACAGACCUACAGACAGACCUACACACAGACCUACAGACAGACCUACAGACAGACCUACACACAGACCUACAGACAGGCCUACAGCACCCAUCACUGUGACAUGUACCAGCAGCUGUCCUACAGACAGGCCUACAGACAGACCUACAGACAGACCUACAGACAGACCUACAGACAGACCUACAGACAGACCUACAGACAGGCCUACAGACAGACCUAUAGGACCCAUCACUGUGACAUGUACCAGCAGCUGUCCUACAGACAGGCCUACAGACAGACCUACAGACAGACCUACAGACAGACCUACAGACAGACCUACAGACAGGCCUACAGACAGACCUACAGACAGACCUACAGACAGGCCUACAGACAGACCUACAGACAGGCCUACAGACAGACCUACAGGACACAUCACUGUGACAUGACAAGGAAAAGCACAGGUAUAACACACGGUCUCAGACUGAACACCAUCGAGAUGCCAGUGGCAGUGACUCUGAGGAAGGAGAAAAAUCAAAGGAGAGGCCGUCGAUCACACCCGAAGGAAGGAGAGAGCUGA
Molecule: messenger RNA, 918 nt
Organism: Knipowitschia caucasica
Lineage: Eukaryota; Metazoa; Chordata; Actinopteri; Gobiiformes; Gobiidae
Source: the annotation of a GenBank genome assembly